Molecule: messenger RNA, 798 nt
Organism: Mugil cephalus (flathead mullet)
Lineage: Eukaryota; Metazoa; Chordata; Actinopteri; Mugiliformes; Mugilidae
Product: integumentary mucin C.1-like
Exons: 4
Source: RefSeq, a predicted model, not a curated record
CUCAACACAACCACAACUCUCCACACCACCACGACUUCUCCAACUACAACUUCUCCAUCUCCACCUACAACCACAACUUCUCCGACAACAACCACAACUUCUCCAACUACAACCUCUGCAACAACAACCACAACUUCUCCAACUACUACCAAUACAACUUCUCCAACUACAACCUCUGCACAACAACCACCAACUUCUCCAACUCCACCAACGUCUUCUCCAACUACAACUUUUCUCCAACAACCCACAACUUCUCCAACUACAACCUCUGCAACAACAACUACAACUUCUCCAACUACAACCACAACAUCUCCAACAACUACGACUUCUCCAACUACAACCAUAACUUCUCCAACAACAACUACGACUUCUCCAACUACAACCACAACUUCUCCAACUACAACCUCUGCAACAACAACCACAACUUCUCCAACUACCACCACGUCUUCUCCAACUACAACUUCUCCAACAACAACUACGACUUCUCCAACUACAACCACAACUUCUCCAACAACAACUACAACUUCUCCAACUACAACCACGACUUCUUCAACUACAACUACGAUUUUUCCAACUAUAACCACAACUUCUCCAAUAACAACUACAACCUCUUCAACAACAACCACAACUUCUCCAACAACAACCACAACUUCUCCAACUACAACCUCUGCAACAACAACUACAACUUCUGCAAAAACAACCACAACUUCUCCAGCUACAACCUCUUCAAGAAAAACUACAACUUCUCCAACUACCACCACAACAUUUCCAACAACUACGACUUCUCCAACUACAACC